AAUCCCAACAAUUAUUUGAUCCUUUUCAUACUAUUAAAUCCCCACUUACUUUAAUAUUCAAUUCUUUUUGUAUCUUUCUUAUAUCCGCCAUUAAAGACUCUCAGAGAUGUUGAUUUACCAGAUAGGAUAACGACCGGAGAACCAAAGGUUGCAGGAAACACAAGAUUUUACAACCAAAAUAUCGAAUUAAAGAUUGCAGAGAUCGUUUCAUAUCAGGAAAUUUUUUUUCUGAAUCUUUGAUACCAAGGAUUUUGUAGUUGGGGAAUUUUGUCAUACAAGUGGAGUGCAUUGUGGACUUUUGCUUUACAGGAUUCUGAUUCUGUUUCUGUCUUCUGAGAUUUCAAAAAGACAACAAGAAUUUAUCAAAAACAUUAAAAAUGGUGGCGAAAUUCUUUCAAGAAACCUCUAGUAUGAACAAAAUUUAAAAGGUUUUCAAGCAUGGCGAAGAGAGAACGUUUGUUAUGGGUAUUUGGGUUACUGGUUUUGACAUGGCUGAAUGUUUCAUCUGCAACUCUUUCUCCUUCUGGAGUCAAUUAUGAAGUUGUUGCUCUAAUGGCUAUAAAAGAGGAUAUCGAAGAUCCACACAAUGUUCUUGACUGGGAUUUCUCAUCUGUUGAUCCAUGUAGUUGGAGAAUGAUUACCUGCACCGACGGAUCUGUUUCUGCUCUAGGACUCCCUGGUCAGAAUUUAUCCGGGACGUUAUCCGCUGCAAUUGGAAAUCUUAGCAAUCUUGAAUCGAUUACACUACAGAAUAAUGCGAUUUCGGGUUCAAUUACAAGUGCAAUUGGGAAAUUAUGGAACCUUCAAACACUUGAUCUUUCAGGGAAUGAGUUCACUGGUGAGAUGCCUACUUCGUUGGGAGAUCUCAAGAACUUGAAUCUAUUGCGACUAAACAACAAUAGCCUUACUGGACCAGUUCCUGAAUCAUUAUCCCAACUUGGAGGCCUCACUCUUGUAGACCUGUCGUAUAAUAAUCUUAGUGGUUCUUUGCCAAAAAUAUCAGCAAGAACAUUCAAAAUUAUAGGAAACCCUUUGCUAUGUGAGCAUAAUUCCAAAAAUGGCUGUUCGAUUGUUUUUCCGGAGCCUCUCUCUUUGCCACCAGAGGGUAUGAGAGGCGGAUCAUCAUCCGGAGAGAAAAGUCAUCACCUAGCCAUUGCCCUUGGUGUAAGCUUCAGUACUGCAUUUCUCCUUGUUCUCAUUUUGCUAAUUUGGUGGCGAUAUCGGAAAAAUCAACAAAUAUUCUUUGAUGUUAAUGAUCAAUACGAUCCUGAGGUAUCUUUAGGCCAUUUGAGGAGAUUUACAUUCAAGGAACUUCGAGCUGCUACAGAUCAUUUCAACGCGAAGAACAUUUUAGGUAAAGGUGGAUUUGGAAUCGUUUAUAGAGGAUUAUUGAACGAUGGAACGAUUGUAGCUGUUAAACGGUUGAAAUCCGACAACAAUUUUGGGGGUGAAAUCCAAUUUCAAACCGAAGUUGAAACCAUAAGUUUAGCUGUUCAUCGUAAUCUUCUACGCCUUUGGGGCUUCUGCUCAACUGAAAACGAACGUAUUCUUGUCUAUCCCUUUAUGCCAAAUGGUAGCGUCGCUUCUAAAUUAAAAGAUGAGGUGAAUGGAAGACCGGUUUUGGAUUGGCCAAGAAGGAAAAAUAUAGCUUUAGGAACAGCAAGAGGUUUACUAUAUUUGCAUGAGCAAAGUGAUCCGAAGAUAAUUCAUCGGGAUGUGAAAGCAGCCAACAUUUUGUUAGACGAAUAUUUUGAGGCGGUUGUUGGUGAUUUUGGGCUGGCGAAGUUGUUGGACCACCGGGAUUCUCACGUGACCACUGCGGUUCGUGGGACCGUGGGCCACAUUGCUCCCGAGUAUCUGUCAACGGGUCAAUCGUCUGAAAAAACCGAUGUUUUUGGUUUUGGGAUUUUGCUUCUUGAACUAAUUACGGGUCAAAAGGCAUUGGAUUUCGGAAGAGCUGUGAAUCAAAAAGGCGUAAUGCUCGAUUGGGUAAAGAAGCUCCAUCAAGAUGGAAAACUGAACCUAAUGGUGGAUGCGUCUCUAAAAAACAAUUUUGAUAGGGUCGAGUUAGAAGAAAUGGUUAAAGUUGCACUUUUGUGCACCCAAUUCAACCCUUUGUAUCGACCAAAAAUGUCUGAAGUAUUAAGAAUGUUAGAAGGAGAAGGGUUAGUAGAGCGAUGGGAGGCUUCACAAACAAUUGGAACACCAAGAUUUCGAUCAUUACAAAGUUUUCCUUCAAAGUAUGCAGAUUAUAUCCAAGAAUCUUCACUUGUACUUGAAGCAAUGGAGCUUUCGGGUCCUCGAUGAAUCAAUGUAAUUCAUCUGUAAAAAAAAAGUAAAGAAAUCGUGUGUACAAUGGUUUUUGGAAUUGGUCUGGUACUCUGGUUCAUAUAUAUAAAAUCUUGGCUUUUGUUUCUUUUGUUA
Messenger RNA from Lactuca sativa (garden lettuce), 2424 nucleotides. Its product is annotated as protein CLAVATA3 INSENSITIVE RECEPTOR KINASE 1. Lineage: Eukaryota; Viridiplantae; Streptophyta; Magnoliopsida; Asterales; Asteraceae. The record is from RefSeq and is a predicted model, not a curated record. Gene Ontology annotation, biological process: protein phosphorylation. Gene Ontology annotation, molecular function: protein kinase activity; ATP binding; protein binding.